UUACCAUUAGGGCUUUUCCAGGUACACUUUCUGUUGCUACGCUUCCUGAAAAAGGUGUUCAUUAUUCGAAGCUUAUUCCUUUCUGUGAAUUCCACCAGCAUCUCUCCUUUAGCAUUCCUAGAAUCGACGAUGUAGUUGCCAAUUGCUUGUUCGCCAGCCUGCUUUUUCCCCACUUUUGCAUUGAAGUCGCCCAUUACUACAGUAUAUUGAGUUUGCACUUUUCUCAUUGCUAAUUCAACAUCUUCAUAAAACUGAUCUACUUCCUCAUCAUCGUGACUGGAUGUUGGAGCAUAGGCUUGUACUACCUUUAUUCUAUAACUCUUUUAAGUUUGAUUACAACUACAGCUACCCUCUCACUAAUGCUGUAGAAUUAGUCAGUGUUGCCCGCUAUGUCCUUAUGGAUUAUGAAUCCUACCCGGUAUUGCUUCUUAUCUAGGAGACUUCUAUAGGAGAGGACAUGUCCGUUAUUCAGCAAUGUAUAAGCCUCACCAGUUCUUCUAAUCUCACUAAGGCCGAUGAUAUCUCAAACAAUGUCUGAUAAUUCCUCAAAGAGUCCUGCUAAACUAGCCUCACUCUAGAGGGUUCGGGUGUUAAACGUUGCAAGGGUGAGUUUCCAUUGGCGGCUUGUACGGAUCCAUAGAUUCUUAGCACCCUCUGCUGCGUUACAGGUCUGACCACCGCAGUGGUCAGGUGCUCCGCAGCUGCUGGGGACUGAGGGCCAUUGGGUAAUUGAGUUAGCCAUUUGGGAGGGGGUGGCCAAAUACUGCACCAGGGAGGCCAAUUCCUAAUCUGGUGAGGGAGUGUCUUGUUGAAGCUUUGUAGGCCUUGCAAAUUUGGGUGUACCCGGAUUAGUACAGCCCCACUCGCUCUCGGCAUCUUCUGCCAGUGACAGGCGUCACUCCAAGCCUGCAGAAGUUGUGCACUGGAGGAGGUGAAUUUCAAGCUCACCAUCAAAAAAAAACUUGUAGCGUGUUAUAACUGCAGUGUUCUUCUUAUCAUUUCUCAGUUGAAGUCGACAGCUACACGUGCCAAUCUGGUUCCCUAUCUUAUGUUUUCUUACUUUGUUUCCCUUCCCCUCCUUCCUUAACCUGUCUUUAAUAUUCCGAUGUGCACUGCAAAUAAAUGCCCAUUCUUCCAGCUUGUCAGCUUAUGUCUGCCUCGCCUGCGUCAAGCGCAGUGUCUGACCUACGAUGUAAGAGUGGCGACGAGAAAUGGAAAGCAAAACCCCUGGCAAAACCUUGAAGCAGAGGAUGGCAGCUACGCCACAGGGCGACGACUCGACGAUGGCACACCAGCAACUGCCCGACUUCGACGACGAAAGAGACCACUGGAAAGCCUAUGUUAUCAAGACAGAGGCAUACUUUGAGGCAAUGAGCGUGACGGAGUCGGCAAAGAAACAGGCGCUUUUGGUGGCAGCUUUAAGCACGCGCACCAUUCAAAUAUUAGCAAGACGAGUAGCGCGGAAGGCGCCGAAUUCUUUGGAGCACGAAGACGUCGUGAAAGUCUUGGACGAGUUUUUUGAUCCCAAGCGCCAUGAGAUUACCGAAAGCUUCCGCUGCUUCAACCGCUGCCAGCUUGACGGUGAGUCUGUUCAAGAAUUCAUUACUGAAAUUCGUCGAAUUGCCGACAACUGCAAUUUUGGUACCAUGCUCGACCGAAUGCUAUGGGAUAGAAUUGUGUGCGGCAUAAGAUUGAGUGCACUGCAGAAACAACUCCUGACAAAGAAAGACCUGUCAGUAGAGGACGCUGAAACGAUGGCACUGUCGCCUGAAGCUGCAGAUAAGGAUGCCAAUAAAAUGGCUGCAGACACAUCGGCAAUGCUUAAAAUUAAGGUGCAGUCAGCCUCAACGAAAGAGGUACUGCCCAAAUGUGGGCGUUGUGGCAGCAUAAAGCGCAACAGUAAUGCCUGCCGUUGGAGUAAUGCUCGUUGUUAUCACUGCGGUCGACGUGGUCACCUAGCAGUAAAAUGUCUGAACGAAGAAAGCGCAAGAUCUAGAACUCGAGAAGGAGCCCGGGGAUUUCGUGGCAGAGUACUGACUGCUAAGGAAGGGGAGACAGAUGAAGACAUACAGGAUAACACACACAGUUGGACGCUAAAAUCGACGCGAGAGGUUAAUGUGAAGCCCCCAAUGCGAUGCACCUUCACAUGGGGAGGUGUGGACGUAUCAAUGCUUAUCGAUACGGGUUCCCAGGUCUGCGUCGUGUCCCGACAGCUAUUUGAGCAGCACAAAAACACUUGGCCUUCGCUACAGCCUUCACGCACGAAGUUAUCAUGCUACCUCGGAAAAUUGCCAGUUUUUGGAGAGCUCCUGUUGCCGGUGUCGUACGACAGUACAACUGUAGAAUGCACAUUGGUGGUGCUAGAUUGCCCCGGUCCAAGCUUAUGUGGUAGAGACCUAAUUUCCCUCCUGAGCGACGCAGGCUCCCCGGUCAUCAGCCUCUCAGCCAAGCCGCUUACCGCACAGCCGUCUACCCCCAUGCAGGUCACUGCUGAUGUAUAUGCCGAGUUUCCAGAUAUUUUCAGCUCGAAUCUGGGCCUGAUCAAAGGACCUGCGGCACACCUACUGCUGAAGGAGGGAGCCACGCCCAAGUUCUGUAAGGCCCGAUCUAUUCCCUUCGCUCUACGCGACAAGGUAUCUGAAGAGCUUGAUAGGCUCGUGGCAUUAGGCGUCUUGUCACCAGUGCCGCAUUCCGAGUGGGCUACGGCCAUUGUACCCGUCCUUAAGAAGGACGGCACCGUUAGGAUUUGUGGCGACUUCAAAGUCGCUUUAAAUUCGGCAUGUGAGCUGGAGCAGUACCCGUUGCCAGUAAUCAAUGACAUGUUCGCGUCCUUAAGCGGUGGAAAACAUUUGAGCACACUGGAUUUACGUGACGCGCAUAACCAAGUUCCUCUCGAUGAAGAAUCGCGCUAGUUAUGCGUGAUUAAUACGCAUAAAGGUCUUUUUUGCUACAACAGAUAACCUUUUGGCAUUGCCUCUGCGCCAGCCAUUUUUCAACGCAGAAUGUAAACAGUUCUACAAGACUUAUCAGACGCGCCAGCUUAUCUGGCUGAUGUCUUGGUGUCCGAAAGAGCAGGAAGUGACAACGUGCUAAAAGCCGUUCUACAGCGUUUCCGCGAGAGUGGUGUUAAACUGCGCCUCGACAAAUGCAAAUUUCGGCAAGUGUCCGUUGCAUAUCUCAGCCAUCGAAUCGAGAUCAGCAAGGGUUGCACCCAAUAGAAAAGAAUGUCGAAGCUAUCACAAAAGCCCCUAGCCCGAAAAAUGUAGCGGAGCUUCGUUCUUUUCUUGGCAUGAUCACGUUCUACUCAAAAUUCUUGCUGAACAUAUCGUCUCUGCUCGCUCCACUGUAUCGGCUGCUGGAAAAGAACAGACAUUGGCUCUGGGCACAAGAGCAACAAACGGCGUUUGAUAAAGCAAUACGGUGUUUGCAGCAAGCAGGGGUGUUGGUUCACUUCGACCCUUUACAACCGCUGAAACUAGAGUGCGACGCAUUGCAAAACGGUAUCGGCGCAGUGCUUUUUCACACGAAAGGGAACGUCAACAAGCCAAUCGGAUUUCGUUCAAGGACAUUGUCGAGAGCAGAAAAAAAUUAUUUGCAACUUGAACGUGAAGCAGUGGCCCUCGUAUUUGGAGUAAUCAAGUUUCGUGAUUACCUUCUAGGCCGAGAAUUCAUCCUGGUCACAGAUCACCAGCCACUCCUGGGUCUGCUGAAACCGGAUCGGCCCACUCCGCCUCUGGCUGCUGCUCGCAUACAGCGCUGGGCGCUGUAUUUGGGAGGAUUUUGCUACAAGUUACAGCAUUCGCCAGGCAAGCAGCUCCUGAACUCGGACGCGCUUAGUAGGUUGCCACAAGAAACUUUGGAGCCAACGACGGAAGAGGAGCCACCUGACUACGUUCUGGCACUCGCAUGUGUCCAGGAGGGGGUGGUCUCGGUAGAACUGCAGGCACUGAUGGCAGGUGACGCAGUACUUUCAAAGGUCGUGCAGUACAGAAGAGACGGGUGGCCUCUAAGCUCUAAAGCAUUAGAACGAAGCUUACUCCCCUUUUAUGACCGCAGACUGGAACUGUCAUUGGCCCACCGUUUGCUGUAUUGGGGCUGUAGAGUUGUCAUUCCAGUUAACGCGCAACAUAGAAUGUUGCACAGGUUGCACGAGACACAUCAAGGAUCAUCGGCGAUGAAAUCAAUCGCUCGGUCAGCUUUUUGGUGGCCAGGAAUGGACCACAACAUAGAACAACUGUCAGCGGGGUGCACAAGCUGCAUCCAAAAUCAACCAAUGCCGGCAUCUGCUCCGCCAGUUAACUGGCUGACCUGCCAGGAAAACUGGUCGAGAGUGCACCUAGAUUUCGCGGGGCCAAUCAAAGGAAACAUGAUCCUUGUUCUCGUAGAUGCUCACAGCAAAUGGCUUGAGGCCGUACCAAUGAAACAGGCGACCACAUCUUCGACUAUUACUUGCCUGCGCAGCCUCUUUAGCAGGUUCGGCAUUCCUCGCACCAUUGUUUCAGAUGAUGGGACGCAGUUCACUAGCCAAAAAUUUACUGAAUUUGUGAACAAUAAAACAUAACCAACCUGCGCACGGCUGCAUUUCAUCCACAGUCGAAUGGCCUAGCAGAGAGAGCUGUCCGGACUGUUAAAGAUGGGCUGAAGAAGAUGAACCAUGGCAGAUUAGAAGAUUACCUUUGCAGACUACUUUUCAGCUACCGGAGAACACCCCUUGCAUCGGGCAAAUCUCCUUUGGAACUUCUUCUUGGCUACCAAAUCCGGUCCUGCCUCGACACAUGUUUUCCUCCUUUGGUUGCAGGAAGAUCAGGAACAUCGGAUGACUGGACCCUUGCACCAGACACAAAUGUUUACCUCCGUAACUUUGGUAAAGGUGAUAAGUGGAAGACGGGCACGGUAAAGUCAGCAGACGGAGCUAGGAUGGCGACAGUGGAAACGCCCGAGGGCUUCGUUCGGCGACUUGUUGAUCAAGUUCACACAAGGAAAGACCCAACGGCUACCAAAGGCCACAGGGAAAGUGAAAGCUCGUCCACCUCGAGAACUCCGGAAGGAACUCCCGAAGCAGGGCCAAAGGCAAAAGCCGAAACUCGUGAAACAUCACCACGACAGCGUCAGUCAUCACCCCAACCCCUGGACGCACAAGAGAGAAACGGUGAACCUACAGUGGCCACGGAACUCCGAUGCUCAACUCGAGAGCACAGACCUGUGCAGCGUCUUCAGUAUUAUUGAUGGAGAAAUGUUAUAACUGCAGUGUUCUUAUCAUUUCUCAGUUGAAGUCGACAGUUACACGUGCCAAUCUGGUUGCCUAUCUUAUGUUUUCUUACUUUGUUUCCCUUCUCCUCCUUCCUUAACCUGUCUUUAUAUUCCCACGUGCACUGCAAAUAAACGCCCAUUCUUCCAGCUUG
Dermacentor andersoni is the source of this 5402-nucleotide messenger RNA. NCBI's taxonomy places the organism in Eukaryota, Metazoa, Arthropoda, Arachnida, Ixodida, Ixodidae. The record is from RefSeq and is a predicted model, not a curated record.